GAAGAACAUCCCAACGCAACAAAAUAAUGUUUUUUUUCUUUCUUCUCUCUUUCUUUAGGACUAAGAUAUAACAUGGAAUCUCAGCAGCCCAAAAAAGACUGUGUACCCAGCAACAAUCAGGAUGGGAAAAUACAGGGGAAUGCAGUGGCUGAAUUCCCAAUUGUUAACCAGAGAGCUUCGUUAUACCCAAUUCCAAAUGGGCAGACUGAGCAUCAAAGCACAGAUACCAAGCCAAACAUACUGUUUGUCAUUAAAGACCAUCAGAAAAAAGGUGCGGGAGCCAAUCCUGCCAGGACUCAUAAGCGGAAGAGGAGAUUUGUCAUCAAGAAGAGCCCCAUCCUGAUUGCCAUCAAUGGCUCUUUUCCCAACCUGUCCAUUCUAAAAUUGGAGGACAAAAGUGACGUCAAAUGGAAAAGCCUCUAUGAGACCCAAAGGGAGAGAAAGCGGAUCAUGAGAGAGACAUGCGCCAAAUACAAGAGCAACAGCAAACGCAUAAUCACACCGUAUCACGUUUCCAGGAUAUUCGUCGAAGAUAAAUACCGAAUUCUCUAUUGCGAAGUCCCCAAAGCUGGUUGCUCCAACUGGAAAAGGGUACUCAUGGUUCUUAAUGGGCUGGCCUCCUCCACCAGAGUUAUUCAACACAACACAGUGCAUUAUGGGAAUUACUUAAAAAGGCUGGAUGGGUUUGACCGCAAAGGGAUCAACUACAGGCUCAACACUUAUACGAAGAUGCUCUUUGUCCGUGAGCCUUUUGAAAAGCUGGUUUCCGCAUUUCGAGACAAGUUUGAGCACCCCAACAACUAUUACCACCCCGUUUUUGGCAGACCCAUUAUUUCAAGAUAUCGAGUCAAUGCCACCAAAGAAGCAUUGAGGACAGGUUCUGGGGUGAAAUUUAAAGAGUUUAUUCAGUACCUUCUAGACGUGCACCGGCCUGUGGGGAUGGACAUCCACUGGGAUCACGUCAACAGACUUUGCAGCCCAUGUUUGAUAGACUAUGAUUUUAUAGGCAAAUUUGAAACCAUGGAAGAAGACGCCAAUUUCUUCCUGCAUUUAAUUAAUGCUCCACAGAAUUUGACUUUCCCUAGGUUUAAAGACAGACAUUCUGAUGAAGAGCGGACAACUACUCAAAUUAUGCAGCAAUAUUUCACACAGCUUUCCCCUGCUCAAAGGCAACGCAGCUAUGAUUUCUAUUAUAUGGAUUAUCUGAUGUUUAACUACUCCAAGCCUUUUGAAGACCUCUACUAAAAGA
Heteronotia binoei (common prickly gecko) is the source of this 1249-nucleotide messenger RNA. RefSeq names its product carbohydrate sulfotransferase 8-like. Lineage: Eukaryota; Metazoa; Chordata; Lepidosauria; Squamata; Gekkonidae. The transcript has 2 exons. Bases 73 to 1245 code for a protein of 390 amino acids. The record is from RefSeq and is a predicted model, not a curated record. Gene Ontology annotation, biological process: carbohydrate biosynthetic process; proteoglycan biosynthetic process. Gene Ontology annotation, cellular component: membrane. Gene Ontology annotation, molecular function: sulfotransferase activity.